GGAGAUGUUCAUAAAACAAUGCAGCCACUGCAAAAGCCACGUUGAUCUGUCUCGUUGCGCUCAUAUCAACUUGUGUAAGUCUCUGUAACAUAAUGUUUCAUUGAUCGACUAUUUGUGGUAGCGUUUGCAUCUGGUUUUCAGCAUACUAUUUGAGAGAACCAGCGCGAAUAAAGGAAAGGGCUUAACCAUUAGAUAAUUUGUAUGACAAUUUCUCCACAUAGUGAAAAAUUAUUUGCACAGGUUUAUAAAAGCGUUACGAAACUUGAGACUUCCAGUCAGGCAACACAAGUAAUCUUCUAAGGGCGAAAAAAACAACAGAUCAUUGUAUAAUGGAUUAUCAUCAUCAAAAUAGUUCAUUUUCUGCAGCAGAUAUUUCCGUAACCGAUCUAGUCAAGACGCAAACCAUGAGUAGCAAUUCACCAACAUACAGCUAUUUAUUGUUUGACGUGUUGGUGAAUCUUCAGUGGUACACGUUACUUGUCGUCAACCCCAUCAUCGGCGUCACCGGCCUUGUGGGAAACAUUCUGAGCGCUGUCGUCCUAGUGAAAUCAGGAUUAGACAAGUCAUCCAACAUAUUGCUGCUCGCCCUUGCUGUCGCUGACUCCUUCUGCCUCAUGGGAUCCAUCAACUUUCCGAAUUUGAUCACGUUAGUCCCAAUCCAUCGACCGAACAUCGGGUAUUUCGUUUGGGAGUUUUCAAGAGAGAUAUCGUUCAUGCUGUACGUCUUGGCGAUAACGUUCCAAGCUUGUUAUUUCUUCGGUGUACAAGUAAGCGCCGCCAUCUGUACGUUGAUCACCGUAGAACGCCUUUUAGCCGUGUUUUACCCGCUACACUUCAAAACUAUCGUGACAACGACACGUAUAUGGAUGGCCGCCAUCUUCGCAUUCGUCUUCUGGAUCCCAUACGUCGUCUACAUUUCUAGUUUGUUUAAUUUCAUUUUUAUGUUCUUAAUACAACUGGGAAUGGUUGUUGGUUUAAUAAGUUUUACCCGCACCGAUGCAAUGAUUUUUAUUGAAUUUAAUUUAGCGACCCCUUUCGGUAAAUUUAUCCCUUUCGCUGUCGUCACUGUCGGUUCUAUUCUUAUUGCUGUCCGUGUUGCCGUUACGCGGAGAAAACGCAAAGAAAUGAUGUCAUCGAACCUGAAAGCGUCAGCAAAAUCGUCUCGCACGACGGUGACAUUGCUGACCGUGUGCGCCGUGUUCUCACUCACUAAAAUAGUUGGUUUUUUAGUUUAUAUUCUUGACCAAUCGGAUGCGAGUUUCGAUGCUCAAGUCGUUAGAAAUAUCUUCGGCAUAGUUGUCAUGACAACGGAUUACAUCAACAGUUCGUGCAACUUCGUCAUCUACGUGGCUCUAAACAAAAACUUUCGAGCACAUCUUAAAGAGUUGGUUUGUUUCGGCGCACGCAAGUUCGCAAAUUGAGUAAAUUGGGAAAUUUAAACAAAUUUAUAAACAGUCAGAUGAGAUGCAAUGUUUUUUAAUUUUCCAUUUACAUGGCUACGAGUGUGUAAUCCUCCUACGAUCGAAGGAGACAUGAUAUUGACUGAUACACAUUUGUGCUAUAAGAAUUUAUGUAUCAAUCGGUAGACAUAACCAGGUUAACAUUAUUUUCAAGAUAAGAAGAAUCGGUCUAUCUAAACACUUAUACAUUAUCUUUGUUAUGGCAAAAACGACUAACUUUGAAUCGUAAAGGUAACUCCAUUCUCUUAUAGGUUUACAUUCAUUUGUUUAAGUAUAAGAAGUCAUAUUUUUUUCCAAUAAGACAACUGUUCUUUAUUAUGCGAAGUUGUAUUGUUCAUAGCAAUAUCAAUAUUUUAAAUCUUUUUUGUUCAGUUAAUUUAAAAUAUCUUUAAAUUGGACCGAGGAGUCAAAUGCAAACAUCCUUGCUAUGAAAGGAAGUGUGGCGAUAUGUAUCAUAUGUAUGUCUAGAUCAAUUACAAAGACAUUAAGUAAUAGACCACUUUCAGUCAACCUAGAAACAUGAAACUUGACAACAAUUAAUUUGAUAAUGUCAAGAUUCCUAGAAAAAUGUAAAAUUCUAAUUUAUAAAUUCCCCGGGGUCAAGAUAAUGGGUGAACAAUCAACAAAUGAAGAUAAUUAAUGAGGCACUCGAAGACAUCAUAGAAAAUUAAACCUUGGUACCUUCCAGACUGAUAUCCCCAACAUGGCUAUAAAUAAUGUACACAUUUUUUUAGCGUUAGAGGGGCCCUGCUAUGGUUUUAACUUUUUGUUACGUAAAAAAAAGACAUUUUCAAUCAUUCUAAUAACUUUAAAUUGGAUACAAGAGAAGGGGACAGAUAUAUAUAUAUUAACUAUUUAUAUAUUUUUGUAAAUUUUUAAACAUUUUAGAGAGCGUCAUAAGGGUCAGAUUGCAAAAAGGUAUCAUAUUGCAAAAAUGGGAUCAUAGUGCAAAAGUUGGGUCAGGUUAAAAAUGGGGUUGGGAGAAUCGUCCCUACCUAAACGAUGAAAUCCAUUUUGAGGAAAUCCUAAAGACACGAUAUCAUCUGCUGUCAUCGUCAUAUGAAUGUUGUAGUUUAUUUUCUUUUUGUACAUGCACAAUUUACUUUUGUGAACGAUGCGCACUCAACAUGAAAAUGUUUAUCAUUAUUUUUGUCUUAAAACAUUAUUAACCAUCAACGUUUUAAUAACAAUAACUUAUCUAGAUACCUUUCUUUUAUAUCAUGUGUGAUUAGUUUGAUGAACUCGACAUAAUUGUUCCUUUAAAUGUUUAAAAAAACAAAGAUUUGGUCAACUCUCCAUGUUGAUAUCCCGGUGAUUUCAGUUGGUUUCAUAUGUUGAAAUUAUUUCAUAUUUUUUAGUUUGAGUGCUGUAUUAAGAACACGGAUAUCACCACUAUUUUUAAUGGCAAAAGAGACUCUGAUGAGCGACAUUUUGAAUAUCAAUGUGGGUCACCUUUUUGAUGGACAGCUUGAGGCCAUACCAAUUAAGUGUGGCUUUUGUUUACUGUGUUGUGCAUAUGAAACGAUAACGUUGAUGCUUGGCUGCCACUAUAUUAUGCUUUACAUUAAUUUGAUUUCUUUAAAACAAUGAUACUAUAAUUGUCCUUUGUUUAACAUAAUUAUUACUUUUUUAUAUGUACCAACGUUGAACAAAUGAAUUGCUAGUAAAGUUAAAAAUGUAGUUAUGUCGAUCUAAAGCAGUGGUUCUUAACCUGGGUUCGAUCGAACCCCAGGGGUUCGUGAGUCAGUCUCAGGGGCUCGGCUGAGGUCCUCAAAAAAAAUCGGAAAAAAGAGCAUACUUUAUUUUUCCUAUUAAGAAGGGUUCGGAGAAUGCGCAUGUGAAACUGAUGGGGUUCGUUACCUCCAAAAAGUUUAAGAACCACUGAUCCAAAGGAAUAUAAGAUUACGGGAGGAAGCUGCCCAUCAGGUGGUAAUGUAACGGGACAAUUCUGGGGAUUAGUUUUGCGGUGUUUCCAACGACGUAAAAAUUUAAAAAGGGUUUGGGGGGGGGGGGGUUAAGUGAAUUUUUUUUUUUAGUGUGGGAAAUCAAGUCUCUGAGACAGAAACUGAAUUAUGUUUUUAAAAAAUGUGUGAAAGGGGGGAAGAAUUUUUUUUUUUAGUGUGGGAAAUCAAGUCUCUGAGACAGAAACUGAAUUAUGUUUUUAAAAAAUGUGUGGAAAGGGGGCAAAAGUGGGGUGGGGGGGGAGUUUCUAUGUUAAGAUUUGUUUUCAAAUGUUGCAAUCUAUAAUAAUAAAAAUUCGCUAGCGGAUUACUGACCGCCCCCACUGGGACGUCACUAGUGAAAUAAGUUGAAACGAAAGUGUCAAUAUUAUUAGGUCCCUUUGAUUUUUCAUACGCUUUGUUUCCCCCAAAACAGUUUAAAAGAUUAAUAGGAUGAUGCUACAUAAAGUUCAUGAUAAAUGGUGGAUAUAUGUAGCUUCAUCUGAAUUUAUCACUAUAGAAUAUGCACAUAUUCCCGCAUUUUACAAGCACACUCAUUUUGUGAAAUACAUUUCACUUAUUAUAAGUUUUAUAAUAAUACCCCACAACUGUUCAAUGAAGACGAUGGCAUUCAUAACGUGGUGUAUAGCAUUGGAUUCUGAAAUGAAUCAUGCAGUAUUGAUACAAACUUGUUAGAUCACAGUUAAGUCUGGUUUUGAUUUAUGUCCAAAAGAUUUUGUCUUGGGUGUGCUAAAUUUUUACAAAAUGUAAUUAUACCACUAACAGAUGGAAGCAGAAAAAUAAAUAUUAAGACAUACGUUAAAAUGUUUAAAACAUCCAUCAAUGGUAUAUAUUUUCACAAAACAUAUAAACUUUUAACGCUAUCUUACCAAAAUUGUAAAAACUUUUAAAAAUGCAUUCAUAAAUUUAAAAAACAAACCAUUUUAAUAGAUUUUCUUUAAUUAAAAAAAAAACAAAUUAAAGAAAAUGUUUUUGAUUUGUUCAGUGAGUGCUUGUUUGUUUCGUGUUUUAUACUGCAUUUUUUUUAGUGAGCGUACUUGGUGUGGAGAUUAUUUGUGUAACUGUUGCUGUGUGGUUUGUAUCGUGACGUGUUUGGGUAUGAGAGUUGACAAGUUCUACAAUGUAAUGAAUUUGGUAGUUAGUGAGAUGCAGAGAGAUAGUUGAAGGAAGAAGGCACACUGCAGAGAUUUUUUGUUGAAUAAAGAGCUAUAUCAAAUAUACAUCGAGGUGAUGUCACUAAUUAUCACUAGACUACGCGUAGCCAUUGAACUUUUUAUGCAUUUUGUAGUUCGUAACAAAAACAAGGCAAGUGUUUCAUGAGAGAAAUGUUAUUAUUAUUAGCCAAUGGUAUAACAAGUUAUAAAUAAUUCUGACACUGUUUCUUUUUAAAACAAUACCAUAUUGGAAUAUUGAGUUAUAAUCAUUCAUAUUGCUGCAGCAGAAACCUGAACAUUGUCAACAAAGUUUGCCACAGCCUGAUUAAUUCUACUGAGAAACUUAAAAGACCAAAACAAAGCUGUAACAUUUCACACAAUUGGAGCUUGUGGGUUAGAAGUUCAUUCAAGUAACGGCUCCCAUAAUAAGGUCAUCUAGAUUAGAUGUCCAUUCAGUGUUAGUAAUUUCCCUAAAUGAAGCAAUUUCUCUUUGAUGCCAUAACAUGGCAUCUGCAGUUGUUUGUGUUCAUUUAAAAAGAAUUUCCAGUCUUGUUUAUGUAAAUGGAAGUUAACAACUUACAAUCAAUAGGUACUCCUUUUACUGUCUUGUUUUUUAGCGGUUUAAGUAAGUAACUGAAGGCUUAAUUUAUGGCAGGAAAAGCUUUGCCAUGGUAAUUGGAUUGCCCAAUGCCCUGGUCACCAUUCUGAGUUAGAUGGCAAAAGAAUGGACAAAAUAAAUGUACUAGCAUGAUUAAUUCAUUUAGUCUGUGAUUUUUCAUUUAAUUUUGUAAAGUGUAUUUCAUAACAAAAUAAUAUUUGAAAAUAGAAUUCAUUAAAUUUAAUAUAUAGUGAAAAAUAAGUCUAUCAGAUCAGAAGAACAGAAAAAAAAAAUAUUGAAUCCUUAUUGUAAUUUUAAUUUGGAUCAUGUUUGAAGAGGUGUCACUUUAAAGCCUACUAGUUACAAAAACAGCUGUGUCAAGCGACACACGCACAAUGUAUUUAGUACAGUUGGUAACUGUGGGAAAAGUUAUGAGCAGAUAAACUAAGGAACAGAUGUUGUUGUUCGGCUAAUGUAACGAGUGAUAGCAAGUUGUUUCAAAAAGGUGAUCUCGUUUCUUGGGCCUGAUCAUUAAACAGAGAAACAUCGUUGUAUCAUUUUCAUUGUCCAAUCCAAGUUGUCGUUACCUGUCAUUGGUUUAUUCUUAGAUCAGUAAGUAAAGAAAAUUCAAGAAAUUUCAAGUAAGAAUAAAGCUUGUGUUUAAUUGAAUGUGUAAAUGUGUUUUUCUUACACUCUCAAAGAUGAAAUGCUAUAUUCUAAAAAAAAUAAUAUGUUAUUAAAUAUUUAAAAGGAAUACAUUUUUGUUCUACUACUAUAUAAUCUUGCUUUAAAGAGACUUUUUCUUCAAUGUAGAAAAAAAAUGCCUAAGUUUUAAUUCAAACUUGAUUCAAUUUUUUUUUUAAUUUAAAAAAAUAAAAAAUUUAAAAAGAAAUUUGUUCAAUUUUUUUUUAAUUAAAAAAAAAAUACGUUCGCCCAGCUGUAGUAUUAUUAAAUAUGUGCAGGUACAAAUAUUUGAUUCAUUUAUUGUUUUCUAGUUUUGUAGUUAUCAAAUAAAAAAAACCAAAAUGUCAAAUUUAACAACGUUACCGUUACUGUAAUAUUAUCCUAUAAAGUAUUUUUUUUUUUUUCUUUUUAAUGGCUUGUAAAAUUUGAUCUGAAGAGUGAGAAUAAAUACAACACCCUAUAAAAUUUAAUGGAUAACACUAUAUUUUAAGUUUUAUUAUUUUUUUAAAAUUCAAUACUUUAAAAAAAAAAGAUUAAAAAAUCAUUAAUUUCUUAUUUAGUGCUCUAAUCCAACGUGUUCUCCAUCCAGCCAUGCUCGCUAUUGUGUUGGUAGCCCUUGCCCUGACCAGCGUCACCGAGGCCAUCGUCUGCCUCCCAAACGCCUGCGACACAGUCAGAUGUGCGGCCGUCACGUCAGAAAACUGCAAUGGCAAAAUAGUUUCCAGAGGAGGCUUCUGUGGGUGCUGUGACUCCUGCGUCACGGAACUUGGUAAGCAGAACAUUGCUAAGAACUACCCCGUCUCUUUGUCUGUCAGAACAUUAUAUUAUAAGAUAUUCAAAAUACAAAAUCGGUGUAAUAAAAUCAGUGGCGUUUCAAGGGUGAGUGCUGCAAGUUGCUGGCAAUAUAUUUGCGGUCCCUAUUUCACGAAACAAAAAUCUGCAUUUGGCCAAAAAUGUCGCACCCUCCAUAAAAAAAGAAAAAGUGCUGCAUGGGUUGGACCGGCCCCUGCGCACACCCUAUUCCUACGCCACUGAGUAUAUUUCAUGUUAAACUGAUAAUAAACUCAUACACCUAAUAUGGCACUUUGAUAUGCAGGCUAUACAAUGUAACUUACCGGAGAUUCUGCAGUUAGCAUAGUAUGAGAAGCUGGUGGUUGUUACUUUACACUUAAUCUAAUUUUAACCAAUAUAUUAAAACCAUAUUAUUUCAUGUAAAUAAAAAACGGUUUUGUUUUAGUUUCGAUGUAAUGAUAUGCUGAAGGGGUAGGAAUUUUUAAAAUCCUGGUAAGUCAGACGUCUAAAGGAGAUCACUCAUUAUCAUUUUAUAAAUUUCUUUAAUUGAUUGUAUAUCAGAGGUUCAUUUGCUGUCAAUGGCCGAACUAUUUAUGUAUAUUUUACCUUGAUGCAAACGGGUCGGAUUUGAAAUCGGAAGAACCCCUAGACUAUUGAUACAUUUAAAUUUGUUGAUGGAAUCUAUUUAAACGGAGAACACGAUCCUUAUAAAUUGUAUAAAAUAACUGCGAUAAAAUAAAGUAAUAAAUCACGAAAUUUUUUGUAGCGCAAGAUAGUGGGCCAACAAGGCGAACGUGACUUAAAACAGAUAAGAAUUACAGUUGCUCUAACCUGUGAGCACUACUAACCUCAGAAUCAGAGCCGUCGCGUGGGCCAUGCAAACCCUGCUGCUGCGAUGGGCCUGGGUAAAUAAAAGGGGAUCAAAGUUGUGAUGUGGAAUAAAUGUAAACUCUCAACUUUGAAUGCAGGUUGGGGGGGGGGGGGGGGNAGAGUGACAGGAGAGCCUUAAAAAAACACGUGACGGCUUUGCACAACAUGUCGGGAGUGUCCCUCUAUGAAACUAGCCGGGUGCAGUGCUGCCAUGCGCAAAAUGUAUGUCGUAAUAAAAAAUAAGCUCGUUGUUAUAAAUUGUAUUUUUUGUCUGAUCAUUCCGAAAUGCCCCAAAGAUUUUCAUAUUUACCCCAUUUGGAUCAUUAAAUCGCUGACACAUUUUUAGAGUGUUUAACAUUUGUAUGCUUAUGCUCUAAUUUAUGAAAUUAUUUUAAUAUGCACCAAUAACACGCCGAAAAAUUUUAAAAAUAAAACUCCGAAAAUUUAUUUAGAAACUUACAAAAGAAACUUCCGUAUCAGAAUUCUAAAUUUGUUACCCGGCAAUAUCAUUAUAAAAAAACGUGGUCAUAUCGUGAAAAAAUAAUGCUCGGAAAAGAAUAUUUUAUUUUUUUUAAUCUCAAAUUUUGAUGUGGUUUAACACUACUUGUAUUUUACUUAUGUGUGUGUAAUUGAUUUUGUGUAUUCUUUAUGUUUGGUUGUUCGUCCUUUGCAUGCGAAGUUGCUGAAGUCUAUGUUCAAUGGUUACUUUCUUUUCUUUUUAGUGCCUUGAAAAUUUUCCCGCACCUAGGACACACACAAUUCUUAAUAUACAAAGUGCAUCAGUCCCGGUCACUAGAAACCGGAUAAUCGAGUUUCCAGUUGAAUUUAUUUAGUCAGAUAUUCUAAAAGUUAAAUUAGAGCCCUUCCUCAAACAUGAAAUACAUUUUAGGUUAAACAUUUUGUUUCCACAGGCGCCAAUGAGAGCUGUAUGACAACCUUAUUACUGGGUGUGCCGGCUACCACAUCGUGCCAGGAUGGCUACUUCUGUGAGAGGAGCUCCAUGACGUGCCAACCUAUAAUCUUUUAGCCGGCUUUUGUUUUAAUUUAUUUUUUCAUCUUGGAAGAAAAAAAAUAAUUAAUUGUUUUUAACAUGAAA
Molecule: messenger RNA, 8615 nt
Organism: Lymnaea stagnalis (great pond snail)
Lineage: Eukaryota; Metazoa; Mollusca; Gastropoda; Lymnaeidae
Source: the annotation of a GenBank genome assembly